Molecule: messenger RNA, 3298 nt
Organism: Syngnathoides biaculeatus (alligator pipefish)
Lineage: Eukaryota; Metazoa; Chordata; Actinopteri; Syngnathiformes; Syngnathidae
Gene: tesk1b
Product: testis associated actin remodelling kinase 1b
Exons: 10
Coding region: 290-2083 (597 amino acids)
Biological process (GO): positive regulation of stress fiber assembly; protein phosphorylation; actin cytoskeleton organization
Cellular component (GO): cytoplasm; nucleus
Molecular function (GO): ATP binding; protein serine/threonine kinase activity
Source: RefSeq, a predicted model, not a curated record
GUAUUGAGUGGUGGGGGGUGUCACGUGAGCAAGUUCCCCGCCCCUCUCCGUAAAAGCCGGCGCUCCCCUCGUGUGCAAACGACGCCACAGCGCCACAGCGAAGUGGGUUGUGUUCGGUUCCGUCCAGCUGGAGGAGGGGGGGGGGGACCUUUUGGCGUGGACGACGGCUUCCAGAGAGGGGGCGGGGACGCAGCGCCCUCGUCUGGACCAGACCCGACUGCGACCGCGGAGGGGCCGGUGACAUGGUUCGGGUAGAACUGUGAAGCCGCGCUCUCGCGUCCGUGCCGAGAUGGAGAGGUCGGAGCAGGAGAGCGACGCCGAGCCUCCCAUGCACAGCGUGCACGGCGCCAAUCGGGCUCGUCCGUCGUCCUACCGGGCCCUGCGCAGCGCCGUGUCCAGCCUGGCCCGUUUGGACGACUUCACCUGCGAGAAGAUAGGCGCCGGGUUCUUCUCCGAAGUGUUCAAGGUGCAGCAUCGCGUGUCGGGCCAGGUGAUGGCGCUGAAAAUGAACAUCCUCGCCAGCAACCGGGCCAACAUGCUCAGGGAGGUCCAGCUCAUGAACAGACUGUCACACCCGAACAUCCUCAGGUUUAUCGGCGUGUGCGUCCACGAGGGGCAACUCCAUGCGCUCACCGAGUACAUCAACGGCGGCAACCUGGAGCAGCUGCUGGACAGCGACGUGCACCUGUCGUGGGGCGCGCGGCGCGCCCUGGCGCUGGACAUCGCCCGCGGCCUGCGCUACCUGCACGCCAAGGGCAUCUUCCACCGCGACCUCACUUCCAAGAACUGCCUGGUGCGCUGGGAAGGCGGCGUGUGCUCCGCCGUGGUGGGAGACUUCGGCUUGGCGGAGAAAAUCCCGGCUUACAGCGAAGAAGCGGACCAGGAGCCUUUGGCCGUGGUGGGCUCCCCCUACUGGAUGGCUCCGGAGGUGCUUCGCGGUGAGCUGUACAAUGAAAAGGUGGACGUGUUUGCGUACGGCAUAAUCCUGUGUGAAGUCAUUGCAAGGAUACAGGCGGACCCUGACAUCUUACCACGCACUGAGGACUUUGGUCUGCACGUGGAGGCCUUCACGCAGAUGGUCGGCGAUUGCCCGGCAAACUUCCUGAAUCUGGCCAUCGUCUGCUGUAAUAUGAGGGCCGAGGAGCGGCCGUCCUUCUCCCAGAUCGCCGCUGACCUGGAGCGGACGCGGCGGGAAGACGAGCCGGCGGUCGCCGAGUGGUCACCGCUUGCCGGCCCCCCGGGGAGGCGCUCUUCGGGUCCGCCGUCAGACCCCCGCCUCUCCCGGAGCAAAUCGGACAUGCUGCGCCUUGCCGCCGUCCCCUCGCCGCCGCCCACGCGGGUCAACCCCUUCUCCCGGCGCGAUGACCUGAAAGGAGGCAAGAUCAAACUGUACGAUACCCCCAGCAAGUCGGUCAUAUCUCUCACUUUCGCGCUGCCGCCGCCGCCCGACUCCCGCCGCGGCGAUCUGCCCCUCGGGCGUCUUCGCCGCAGCCAUUCCCUCCCGUGCACGCUGCCCGCCGCCCCGCCGCCCCACCUGUGCGACUGCGAGAUGCACGGCGGGGGCGACUCGGGGCUCCCCUUGUCCCUCGAGCCCCUCUCUCUGGACCAAGAGAAGGGCGAGGUUGUGCCUAUGGACUGCACCAGCUCACCAGAUACUCUGGAUGGCUCUUCUUCGUCGUCUUAUUCCAAACUCUCCUCCCCUCCAGCCGACGCCUCCACCCCCUCGCAAUCCUCCUCGGGGCCCUUUGUCAACGGGUGGUCCCAGCUGUCUCACCUGGACAAUAGCAAAGUGGUCCUCAGCGGCCCUAUGGGCUGGAGCGCCGCCCCCGCAGGCGCGAACAACAACGGUUGCCACUCCCCCCCCAGCGAGCCCGACGCGCAGUCCCCGGACCAGGACGAGGUCCUCUCGUGUCCGGGGUGCUGUCUGGCGAGCCUGCGCUUCUCCUCGGCGUGCCUCCGGACGCCGCAGAGGAACGCGUACAAGAACCUGAACGGGGACCAGGCCGCGUCGCGUGGGCUGCUGAGUCCCAAGAGCCUGCCGCCCUCUCCCACGCCGGCCGCCGCCCACCUGGGGCCCAAAUAAAUCCCGCCCGAGUGAAAGCCACCUUUUUACAAUUUGCACAGAUUAUAACGCAGCAAUACACAUUGGAAUGCGGCACGGGGUGGAGACCUUCGGGUCGAGUUCUGGACACGUGUGGGGGGAAAAACAAGCUGGUGAAUUGAGAAAAUAUUCCUGAUUGCAGACUUUCCAUGGGAAUUCAGGGACAUUUAUGAAUAGUAUCAUAUUCAAGCAUAGGUAAACAAACAAUCUAUGCAAAAUCAAUUUGCUCUCCUUGGCCACAUGCAAGUUGAAUCUUUUUUUUUUUUUUUGGCAUCAAAUGCAUUCAUAGCUGGCUCAUAACCUCACAUUUUUGCGUACACCACAAAGCAAAAAAUCAACCUAACCACUGCUGAUAGGUUGAAAAAUUCAUAUGUCGCAGCACUUGGCGGGCGAGGUGUUUUUCCUCACCUAUAUUUACAUUUCCUUUUUAAGAGCUGGCUUUUUUUUUUUUUUUUAAAUAAUAAUACUGAUUUAUUGCCCCAAAUUCCCAUGGAAGGUUUGAAUGAGUUUUACAGUCCUGUGAAAGUCUGCGAAUUUGCCACAAAAUGGUGGCGGACCCCUACUUUUGUCCAAAUGGAGUUACUCAACUCAUCAGCGUAGUUCAUUGGCAGAAGAUUGGACCCCCCCCCCCCAAAAAAAAAAAAAAAAAAAAAACAGGUUUACCGCUUUGGCGAAUUUACAAACACCCCGCUGCGCAUAUGAGGAUUGCCCCGACCCCCCCCCGCCCCCCCCCCCCCCAAGUCUUGGGAUCUUCUCUGGGGUUUCACUUCCCCCGGCACCCUCUGCUGGGUUGAGGGUGCCCCCUUCCUCGCCGGCCCGCGUGGACAUAACGCCCGCCGCGUUACACACGCGUCCAGUCCAGCAUGCAGAGGUCGUCACGUGACGCAAAACCACCGAUUUCCACGAGGAAUGUUAAGCUUAGUAUUAUUGUUUCAACGAUCCUGUUUUUUGGGAUGUUUGGUGCUGUUAAGUCUUAAGUUGAAUAGUGCAAUGUGCGUGCGUGCGUGCGUGUGUGCCGUCUGUUUAGGCUACCUUUGUUGCCGUCCUGUCUGCGUUGGUGCUUGGGGUUGGCACUUAAAGCACUUCAACUGAAUUCCUGCUGUUAUUGAAACGUUCAAGGGAAUGAACGGUCUGAGACCUGCUUACAAGCUCUUCUUAUUUAAUAUUGAAUUAAAAAAAAAAAAAAUGCUGACUGCA